CAGGAAUUUGCAGGACCAUCGUUCCGUGCUUUUUCCUAAAGCAACGUUUUUGCAGUCCUGGCUACCCAGCCCUUUCCGAGGUCCGAGGACCCAGAAACCACCCCUAACUCUGGACCUUCAACCCAGAAAGUCCGGAUGGGACAUGCAGCAAGACCGGGGCGCUUCUUCGGAGUCUACCUGCUCUACUGUCAGAACCCUCGGCAUCGGGGCCGUGUUUACGUGGGAUUCACUGUCAAUCCUGCUCGUCGGGUCCGGCAACACAACGCGGGUCGCAAAAAAGGUGGCGCCUGGCGGACCAGCGGGCGAGGACCCUGGGACAUGGUGCUGAUUCUACACGGGUUCCCGUCUGCUGUGGCCGCCCUUCGGUUUGAAUGGGCCUGGCAGCAUCCUCAAGCUUCGCGACGUCUGACUCACGUGGGGCCGCGCCUGCGCAGCGAGGCUUCCUUUACCUUCCACCUGCGCGUGCUGGCGCACAUGCUUCGAGUUCCUCCGUGGGUGCGCCUCCCUCUAACAGUGCGGUGGCUGCGACCUGAUUUCCGCCAUGAACUCUGUCCAGCUCCACCACCACACAUGCCCAUUGCCUUUGGACCGCCACCACCCCAGCCCUUGGUCCCAAAACGACCCGCUGCAAGUGAGGCUGACAGUGAGCGACGGCUGGAUCUAGGUGCCAAGGCCAGCUGCACUCUAUGUGCGCGUAUGCUGCAGGAUGAAGAGGGCCCCUUGUGUUGCCCCCAUCCUGGUUGUCCCCUAAGGGCCCAUAUCAUCUGCUUGGCAGAGGAGUUCCUGCAGGAAGAGCCUGGGCAGCUUCUGCCCCUAGAGGGCCAUUGUCCUAGCUGCAAGAAGUCACUACUUUGGGGAAACCUGGUUGGGCAGUGCCACGAGGACACCGAGGAGGAAGAGGUGGAUUUGGAAUUAGAGGAGGAACACUGGACAGACUUGCUGGAGACUUGAUCCUAAGUGUCCCCAACUUUGACCCCUGCACCUUUUCUGCCUCUCAAGUCAAUUGACAGCUUAACUUGGGCACAAUAAAAAGGCUGAGUUAGGGGUACCUUCUGAUGUUUUCUCAGAGAGGGGCCGGAAGGCAAGAAGUGAAGUGGAAGCUUUGGCAUGACCAUGUGGCCUCCCUACCUCCCUCACCUUUCUCAGAGAUAACAGCUACUGUCUUCAUUCACUUCCCAUAGCUUAUAAAUAUUGGGACCAGCAACUUGGGGGAGGAGGGAGCUUGUCUCAUCUUACACUUCCAGGUAACAGCCCUUCAGUGAAGGAACUUUGGGUGGACACUCAAGGCAGGAACCGGGAGCAGAAACCAUGCAGGCAGGGGUUGUUUAUUGGCUCCAUCUCUCUGGCUGGUGCGCCAGUGAACACUUACAUAACCCAGAACCACCUGCCUAGAGGUGGCGCUGUCCAGUGGGCUGGGCCUUCUCACAUCAAUCAACACUAAAGACAGUGCCCCCAGAGACACGCCCACAGGCCCGUUUGGCCGAGACAGCCCGGGAUUGAGGAUCCCUCUGAUAAGGCUGGGCUGUGUAAAGUUGACAACGGAAACUAAAUAGGAGAAUAAUUAAAGGCUCAGAGAGUAGCACCUGUGACUUGGAGUUGGGAGCACAAAGGUCCUUGUGUUCACACAUCAGCACCAGGGGAAAACAGGAAUGUUAAAACAGGUUGUCUUUUCCAGGAAAAAGAUGUAUAAUCUGCCGGCCUCCGAGUCCGGAGCGGGCUAACAGCCUAGAUAACCCCUGUGCUAUUUACAGGGCUUUGAAUCCAAAAAGCUCCCACAACCAGGGCCAGGUGACCUCUGUGCCAUCUGUAUGACUCAGACUACACUAGAUCCUUCCCUAGGUCUUUAACACACGUAGCCUACCCACCUUCACGGAGGAAGUAACUCUUCUGAGAAGAGUUCAGAUGUAAUUGUGCCUCCUUGUGCGCACGGGAUUUGGUACAACAGGAAACUUUCCCAAAUUGUUCUGCACUUACAUAUGUGAACCCUAAAAUAAACCACCUGGUCUCAGACUCCAGAAGUUUGAACCACAACCAGCUACUGUGUCCUGCUGACCGGAUUUCCUUUGUGCCUCACUGGUCUUUACUCUGCUAACCCUGGUGUUUGCACCUGGGAGCCCAGGAAGCCACAGACCAGAUCCUCUUGGGUAAGCGCCUGUGUGAGGGGGACUUGCCAGACAGCCCUCGCUCUGCCCAGCUCCUCACUCUAUCCUGCUCCACAUGAGACUUGCUCUGGUUGUGUGGGCAACUCCUAUUUGCUCUCUCCCCUCUGUGCUCUGUCCAUGCUUCCCCAUCUUAGUGGGCAACUCCAGGUAACAGGCAGAGCUUUGCUCAUGCCCAAACAAGCACAGCGCCUCCACUAACUGCAUUUGUCUUAGUGCCAAAUAAACCCACACCCUGAGUGGUUGCCUUUCGUGGAGAGCCUGAGCUCCUGGGGACAGGAGGGAUGGCUGUAGGCUGACAGCUGCAGUAGGAGGUGGUUGGAGAGAUGAAGCUGGCUGCAAGCUGUGAGCACAGGCAGGUCCCAGGGGACUUUUCUGGUACAUUAUGGCAUCUCCUGGAAAGCUAUCAAACUUUGUGACCCCCAAGAGUUCAUGAAUGGGGGCUAGAGAGCUGGCCCAGUGGUUAAGUGGCUGUUCUUGUAGAGGACUCAGGUUCAAUUCCUAACACCCACAUGGUGUCUCACAACCACCUACAACUCCAAUUCCAAGGGAUCCAAUGGCAUCUUCUGCUCUUGUGGGACUAGGCAGACUGGUGGUCCACAGAGUAGGCUGCACAUAAAUAAAAUAAUAAAGUUAAAUUUAAAAAAA
This is a messenger RNA of Rattus norvegicus (Norway rat), 2807 nucleotides long. It is a transcript of the gene Slx1b, whose product is annotated as SLX1 homolog B, structure-specific endonuclease subunit. The coding region runs from base 136 to 951 and encodes 271 amino acids. The transcript has 6 exons. Gene Ontology annotation, biological process: regulation of telomere maintenance; DNA repair; DNA recombination. Gene Ontology annotation, molecular function: crossover junction DNA endonuclease activity; 5'-flap endonuclease activity. Gene Ontology annotation, cellular component: nucleus; Slx1-Slx4 complex. Lineage: Eukaryota; Metazoa; Chordata; Mammalia; Rodentia; Muridae. The record is from RefSeq and is marked provisional.